UGUCGAAGGGCACGCUACUCUUUACGAUCUAGCGAGUAGUCCAUCCAAUAUGGAUGCUUUUAAACAUGACAACAUAAACAAAAUUAAAUCUCAAAGUCACAGACACGAUUCUUCUACAGCGGAUUGCAAAAAAUUUCAGAAUUAGAAAUAUCGAGCAACGACAGCAGCAGCAGGAGUUUCACAGGCAGCUACUCCAGAAACUGUCGCAAGUCGCUGCCGUAGAUCCACAACAGCAAGAUCAGAUCACCAUCGUGCCGCCGUGCAUCCGCCGCGAGAAACGAGCCACCGCCGACACAAAGGUGUCAAAACGGUCCGGCCGUCGUCAACAGGUUCCUUUGUCAUCGAAGACCGAGGCGGUGCUAGAGCGGCCGCGUCUCGUGAAGCAGGAUCGGCUGGCUGGAUCGGACUUCGAGGAACGUUCGUGCAGGUCAGGUGAGGCAUCUGAAGAAGAAACAGCGUCAUUAGCAUCGUCGACUGCCCCACGCACCUGGGGCGACCUCGGACCUAACGCCGAAACACAGAACACAAGGAUCGAGCCACAAGACGACAGCAAGUCCAGGUGCGCUGCGAGCAAGAUGGAGUCGGCGGAAGAUGCCGUCCUGCAGAUGGACGAGGACUUCGACAAGAUGCUGGUUGACAUGAAGCCACAUGUUCUCAAACUGCCACAAAAAGCUGAUCGGCAGAAGUGUGCUGUGUGGAUAAAGAAACUGUGCGAGCCCCCAUCUUCAGGCAUGACUGGCAGGAAAAAUCGGAAUAUGUAUGCAAAGUUAAUGCUGCACAUGCUAAAACGAGGCAACAUUCAAGGACCUUUUGACAGGAAGCCUGAAGGAGGACCAUUACAACCUUUGCCCUCGUAUAUGUCAGUUUAUUUUGAUGAUGGCCCUGAGAAGCACAAGGAUAUUGAGAAGUUGCCAGACUGGGUUGAAGGAGAACUUGCAGAAUCUACUGGCUCUUCCCUCUUUCGGCACAUGGAAGAUUUAGGCAACCCUGCAGCAACCUCCACCUGGGUAUCUCAUGCUGGCUCCUCCCUACAUGGUGCCCGCCAGAGGCCACAUACUAGUUUGGGCAUUAAUAUUGACAAAGACCCUGGUCUCUCCCCAGUCAGAGGGAACCGUCAUCAAUCCACUGGAUAUUCUGCUCACAUAGAGGCUGACAUGACACAACAGUUUGGAGUCUCCAACUCUACAGCAGGAGCUUCACUUGCCAAAGGUGUUUUUCUAGACGACACUACAUUUGCCAAGCCUCAAGACAAAGAGAUUGCUUUACGCACAAAGAUGAUAGAGGCCAGAUACCAUGAGGAAAAACUUAAACUGCAACAGAAACAUGAUGCAGCAGUGCAGAAGAUCCUUGACAGAAAAAACUCUGAAAUAGAGGACGUGAAAGGUCAUUAUCGCAACAAGAUCAAAGAACUUGAGGAAAUAAUUACCAAACUGGAAAGAAAAAUACAAACUUUGGUGAAGGAGACCACACUGGUUCGGGAAACAAAAGACAAGCAGAUUGGUGAGCUUAAGAAGAUGUUGGAAGACACAGCUGAGACACGCCGCAGUGAAUUUGAGAAAAAGCUGCAUGAUUUAGAAGCAGACUUUGAACAGCAAAAGUUUGAUCUGCAAAAGCUACACACACGCAACAUUCAAGAAAUCCUGGAUGAUACUAAUUCUCGUUUGCAGCGGAUGGAAACUGAAUACAGUCAGCAAGCUUCCUCCACUACUGCCAUCAUUAAAGAGCUUGAGGGGAGAGUACAACAGUUAACAGGCGAGGUAGAUCGUACUUUGUCUCAACGUUCUUUACUGGAAAAAGAAAAAGUAGAGUUACAGAGCACAGUGGAAAAACUCACUUGUGACCUUGAGAGGGCACAUGAGAGGAUGGGCCAGCUUGAUCGAGAACUCAAGAAACAGAUGGAGGCCAGUGAACAGGAGAUGCGAGGACUGCGUAACAAGACGGAGGCAAGCCUGGAAUUCCUGAAGCAGGAGCAAAACAUAGCAGCAUCCAAGGCUGUAGAUACCAUUACAGACCUAGAGCAGCAGGUGGAGUACCUGAAGAAAGCCUUGAAAGAUGCUGAAGAACACAGGCAGCGCCAAAUAAGGGAAACAGAACAAGUGCAUCAACAGGAUAAGCUUCACCUGGAAAAUCUCCAUGACAAGCAGGUGCGGAGCAUGAAAAAAGAAUUGGAACAACUGGAACAAGAAAUGCAGAGGAAGAUGACACGGCUGGAACAAUUACUGCAGGACAAGGAGGCUGAGGUACAGAAACAGAAGGAGAUUGGGCGAAGCCAGCUUCAGCAAGCAGAGAAAGCAUUGGAGGAGUUCAAACUGCAAGUUGAAAAGAACCAGACUCGCAUCUAUACUGAAACAAAGCAGCAGAUCGACCAAGUGCAGGCAGACUUGAAGAAGUCAAAGCAAAUGAGGGAGAAACAAACUCAGGACUUGACUCGACAGCUGGAGAGCAGAAACACAAAUAUGAGCAUGAGGUGAAAAUAGAAAAUAACAGAGCUGAAACUGAAUUUAGAGAAUGAAAAAGCCCAGAUGCUGCAUGAGAUGCAUAUGCAAAAAGAACAAGCAUCUUUGCAACAUGACCGUGAUGUGGAGGAAUUGCAUGACACUCAGAGGAGCGAGAUAAAGGCUCUUGAGCUCCGUUUCAGAGAGAGACAUGAGAAGGACAUCAAGGUGAAGAAGUCAGAUAUGCAUAUUUAUGAACUAAAAGAGGAGCUUGUUCAAGCCAACCAGCUUCGCAAGCAGCAGCUGGUGGAACUUGGCCUGCUGAGGGAAGAGGAGAAGCAGAAGAUGCAGCGUGACCAUGAAGUGGAGUUGGCACGGUGCAGAACAGAUGCAGAACAGCAACGUCUUGAGUUGCAGAAAAUGCACAGCAGUGAAACAGAACGACUUUUAGAAAAGACAAAUGAGAGGUUAAAAAGCAUUGAAAAAGAAUAUUCAGAAAGAGCAAAAAAAUCUGCAGAGACCAUGGCUGAACUGCAGGGAACUAUUAAACAACUCAGAGAUGAUAGUAAGAGGGUAAAAGAUGCUGCAGACUCAAAGGUUUCGGAAGUACGUAAUCAGCUAGAAGAGGAGAAGAUGAGUUUGAAGAAACAAUACUCCAGUAAUCUCACAAUGUUACAGCAUGAGCUGGAAUCCCAGAGAUCUCGAUGCCACAAUCUGGAGCGACAAAUGCAAAGGAUGGAGGCAGAACAAGAGGAAAAGAUCACACGAAUAAAAUUUGAACAUGAAGAAAAGUUGAAAGGACUUUUGCCAUCAGAGCUAAAGCAGGAACUGGAAGACAUUAUCAUGUCACUCAAGUCUCAGGUGAACUCAUUGCAGCAGCGAGCUGCCAUGCUGCAGGAGGAGCUUGACAUACGACUCAAAAACCCACUGGGAGUCUUUGGUUCUCGUACCAGCUCACCAAUCAAGUCAUCUGUAUAGGGCAUAUUUCUUGGGCAAGGCAAAUACACAGCGAUUGCAGUGACGUGUCUAGAUGUCUUGAGCCCUGUCAAGUUUUCUGGAAAAUACUAAAUGUCCAAGAAAGUGGAAAACAUGGUUAUUUACCAGCCACUGCUCCAUAUUUUGUUUUGGUGGUUUUUGAGACAUGUUGAUGUGCUCAGCUGCAUCAAGUUUUCUGUGAAAUACAGAAUUUCUAGAACAGAAGAAAACAUCAGUUGUUUGACUGUCACUGCUCAGUACUUUUUUUGGCAGUUCAUCAUGUCUUUGGCUUGUGGCGAGGUAGAACAGCAUUUUUCCUUCCAUCAGCUCUCUGGUAUCUUCCAGGACGGACUUUCUUGUGCUCUCAGGUACAAAGACUGACUCGAGGUUCUUAGUUGUUCAUUUUGGCAAAAUGCAGUUAUGUGAACAGUUUCAUGACAACAAAUAUUUAUUGACUUGUAAAUUUUACUUUGUGCCCAUAUGUAUUUUUUCCAAUGGCUUUUGAUAAAAAAAAUUCAAGACAUUUAAAUUAACUUUUAAUUCUUCCUAUACAGUUUGCACCUACAAGUGUAAAUGUUUACAUAGCUACAGCUCAAUUGCGUCACUUUUUCCUAUUGAAUGAGUUAACGCUUGAAAUGUGAAUAAUAAGGCAAAGGUAUAACUGAAGUGAUGAGCGAAAAGGGUACGUGUGUUUUAGAACUUGUUUAUUAAUCGUCCACUUUUUAUAAGGUAAAAAACACCAGUUUUAAAUUCAACACAGGUGACGUAAAGGGGUUGACAAGUUUAAUGCCAGUCUAAAGUAUUAGAAUUUAGGUUAUUUAAUGCUUGUGCCAGUUUCACUGGAAAGUUUGUGGGUGAAAGAGAAAUUCAGUGCAAAUGCAUCUGGACUCAUAAGAGUAAUUCACUAUGAAUACAGAUUGUGUAAAGAUAUCAAAAUGUGUUCCCAUGACUAUAAAGUGGAAAAUGGUCUUGUGAGGUAUGUGCAUGAUUACUUGACACAUUCUUGAUGGUUGUAGACAGAUUGUCUAUACGCUAUUUUUUAUGAAGAAUGAUAGGCAAACAUUUUUUUAAAAACAUGAUCAAAUAUAGUGCAAAAUUUUAAUGUUCAGUACCCAUGUAGAUGUUUUAAUGCAAAUAGCAAAGUAAACCUGUGACUGCUGACCCAGUCUAUUUUCCAGCAAAUUGAUCCUUACCCAAGAAAGAAAGUGCAACAACAUUUUUGGGAAAAGUUGUACAAGAAAAAGCUAUAUUUGGCUUAGAAUGAUUAAGGAAAAAGACUAGAAGAGAGCAUUGUAAAUAAUUAGUAAUAUUAGGAAACAGAACACACAAAGAAAAUCUAACCAUAUCACAGUUUAUUUAGUUAAAACUUGUUAUCCUAUAAAUAAAACAUUUAUAAAAAUUCUUUAUAUUUUCUUUACUCAUUACAACCCUACAAAAUACUUUUUUGUAAAAUUAAUCAAAACUUUUGGACCCAGAAAAUCUGUUAAAAUAAAUAAAACUAUGGGCUGAACUAUGUAUAAGUCUUUUCGAGUUACUGAUGCCUUAUAGUGUUAUACAUGAUGAUAAUGAUACGCAUUAGAGCGUCAUCCCUAAACCACAGGAACUCCAGCCACGAUUUCACAAACUCAUGCUUGGGAAAAAAAGUACAAAAUUUGUAGAUUUCAAUAGUUUCAACAUGCAAAGCUAAUGAACGAAGUAUGUUCUGUCUAAUUCUGCCCAUACUUUCCAUGUAUCAAUUUAAAGAAAAAUCUGUUCAUAUUAAAUAUGUAUGUGUUUGCUUCUUUGUCAUCAGUGGAACAUUUAAGGUGACAAACCUGUAUUUUGCAUCUGCUGCUAUACUUGGUUUUUAAUAAGACCACAGUAGGAUGUUAUGUCUGUGACUUCUUUACACAUCUGCAAUAUCUUACAAAAUGUGAAAAUGCAUAAAAGGAAGUUGCAUUCCCAAGUAUCCAAAAUUAUCCAAAUAUUUUUUUACCUCUUUCAUUACGCAUGUAUGAAACCUAUAAACUGAAAGCAUAAUACAUCAUUUUUAAAGAUGAUCGUGUGGAAAAUGGUUGUCUCCUCUUUGAGCAGUAUGUGUUGGAUGAGUGUAGUGUAGAAGACUUUUUUUUUUAAGAGAAAAGCUGACAGAUGUCUUUCCUACCAGCUUAUCUUCAGUCUCCGGUCCUGAGUUUCUGCCAGAUUACUUGACUCUUCAGCAACGUCAGUUUUGUGAAAUAUUAUUCUCAUUUUCUCUGAAAUGAGGGGUGUUAUUCUUGUGUUGCUAUUUGUAAUGCUGUCCAUCAGUCAGGGAGUAGUUGGCCAGGUGCACGUCCAAAGACCAGUGUGCAGCCGACGAGUGCUGUGAGAUCAUCAACAUCGUCGUGGCCAGCAGGAAACGCCAGGCUCUGUUGCAGCCCAUCCUUCCGUCAGCCAGUCAGGUGUGUGCAUGCGGUACAAACAAGAAGGACAGUCAUGUGUCUCCUACGAAGUUCUUAAUGGCUACUGCGGCUGUGCCCAGGGUCUGUCCUGCCGCACCGUGCGAGUCGAGCAGACAGGAGCGGAGAAGCGCGGUGCCUUGCCUCCAGGCUGGGUGGAGAAAUGUGUUAAAAACAAUUAGUAAUACACUUGGUUGAUGCCAGUUCUGUGCAACGGCAGAGAACAUGAGGCCUAUGUAAAAAUUCUUUCUUAUCAGCUAUGGAAAGAAUGGUGCUUUUGCAUACGAAACAAAA
Molecule: messenger RNA, 6121 nt
Organism: Pomacea canaliculata
Lineage: Eukaryota; Metazoa; Mollusca; Gastropoda; Architaenioglossa; Ampullariidae
Product: centrosomal protein of 112 kDa-like
Exons: 31
Source: RefSeq, a predicted model, not a curated record